GGCCAGGCCCUCCGCUGGCCUCGCGCGCGCCCUGUCCGCUGCCGUUGUCUCGCUCUCGCUGCUGUCCCCUUCUUCAAUUCAAUCUCGAUCUCUACCUCCGAUUUGUGAGCAUUCCUUCCGUCUCCAGCAGCACCUGCAGACUCAAUCCGUUUCGCAGUCCGAUCCCGAAUUUCGUCGACUUUCACCAUGGCCGCCGUCGCUGCGUCUGCCUCAUGCCUCACCGUGGCCAACUGCCUCGUGCAAAAGAGCCUCGUCGCCUCGUCCAGCCGCGUCGCUGCGCCCGUCAAUGGGCUGCCAGCUUUGAGGAUGUCACGAUUGGUCUGCUCUGCUGAGAAGAAGGAGGAGGUACACAGCGCCAAGAUCGCUGCCUCCGCUGCAUCUUUCGCUGCCUUCGCUGCCGCUAACCCCGGAGCUGCGUUCGCUUUGGUCGACGAGAGACUGUCCACUGAGGGAACUGGUUUGGGUUUGGGAUUGAGCAACCCUAAGCUCGGAUGGAUCUUGAUCGGAGUCACUGCCUUGGUCUGGUCUCUGUACUUUGUCUACGCUUCCGGACUCCCAGAGGGUGACGACAACAGCGGUCUCGACCUAUAGAUGAGGAAAAGAUCAAUCCCACUGCGGGAUCUUUGAACUUUCCUUCAAUGAGAAUCAAUUUACCAUUUCUCUAAUGUAAAGUAGGUAGCAGUAGUUCACGUUGUACACUGGUGCUGUGUAUCUGUGAUUAAUUCGGUGACAUCUUGUAAACUCUCGCUGUUGGUAUGACGAAGUGCCCAAAAAUUUUAUUGCAUUGAAUCGGUUUCAUUGUUCGCUCA
Molecule: messenger RNA, 809 nt
Organism: Marchantia polymorpha subsp. ruderalis
Lineage: Eukaryota; Viridiplantae; Streptophyta; Marchantiopsida; Marchantiales; Marchantiaceae
Source: the annotation of a GenBank genome assembly